AUGCACCAGGGAGCGUUGAUAGGAAGUAAGUUCAUUUUUGUCUUGUUCCUGAUUUGCUGUAUAAUGCUCACUCUGGUCUACAACGACUUCAACUUCUUAAAAUGCAAAGCCGUAGGAAUCCAACCAACAGAGAAUAUUAUAAUCGAAGAAGAAAUAAGAGAAAAGAACAAAGCAACUGAAUUGGCAGCACGUUUAGAACCAGUUUCUCUCACAAGUAGUACCACCACCACAGCAUCAACUGCAACACAGAAUGUCACAACCACUAGUAAACCACUCACUAGCACACAACCGCAUGUAAUCGUACGCAAAGGCAAAGAGGUGAAGUUCCUGAUAUCUAGUGAAAAAUGCAAGAUAGUCGACCUAGACCCAUUCAGCAGAGAAGCCAAAAAAUAUUUCCACCCAGAAAAAUACAAGUCCUGUAGAAAACAUGACCUGUUAACCUACGUUACUAAAAAUGACAAUAUUGCUACCCUCCACAUAGACCAUGAAGUAGCUCCAUCUUAUUCAUCUAAAGGCGUGAAGUGUUGUUAUUCCAACGUUACCAGAAAGCACAAUAUCUCCAAUCCUGAUGGAGGCAUCAGUGUCUCUUCUUGCCAGCGCUUCGAGAACAAUGUGACCAUCCACCAUGACCCAAUAGUAGUGAAAUGCACAGAGAAAUCGUCUCACAAACAAGUAUACGAGAACGCACACAUUGCAAUCACAAUAAGCGAAGACGUCCAGAAGAAAAUAGAUAACUUUGACAAUAAUACAAAACCGUUAAGCAUUUUGUUCAUCGGUAUAGAUAGCAUUUCACGGUUGAACCUCAUCAGAGCGAUGCCAAAAACCUACAGGUUCUUGAGAGACAAUGACUGGGUACCGUUGAUGGGGUACAACAAGAUGGAUGAUAAUACUUUUCCCAAUUUGAUGUGCAUACUGACGGGGUUCAAUAAUUCGAUGUCCUACAAUAUCUGUGAUCCGUUUACUGUUGGGAAGUUAGAUGCUUGUCCGAUGGUAUGGUACGACUAUAGAAAAGCAGGCUAUAUCACGGCAUAUGGGGAAGAUGAAGUUACACUAAACACCUUCAACUACCGGAAGAAAGGGUUCAAAACACCACCUACUGAUUACUACUUCCGACCUUACGUGCUAGCCACCGAAAGGUUGACCAAAGUGAUGAAAGACAGCAUGACCUACUGCACAGGCCCUGAAACAGCUGGACAAAGAAUAAUGAACUUGGCCAAGGACUUUGCAUUCACUUUCAAAGGAUACCCAAAUUUUGGAUUCUUUUGGAUGAACUCCUUCAGUCACAACCGUUUGAAUACUCCUACUGGUAUGGACGCCAAGGUGAAGAAUUUCCUGGAGGAACUGACUAAUGGCGGCGUCACCGAGAAUAGUAUCGUUAUCUUUUUGAGCGAUCAUGGUAUGAGAUUUGGCGACAUAAGGCUGACACACACGGGAUGGCUUGAAGAAAGACUGCCAUACAUAUACAUCUCGUUUCCCAGUUGGUUUCAAGGAAAGUAUUCCAAUGAAUAUGCCACCUUCAAAAACAAUUCCUACAAGUUAACCUCUCCGUUUGACGUUCAUUUGACCUUGAAGCAUAUACUGAAGUUGCAAGACAAGAACUAUACGAUUACACCCAGUGUGAGCUGCCCAACAUGCAGGUCAUUAUUCGAAGAAAUUCCAUACCAUCGGUCAUGCGAAGAAGCAGGGAUCACUAGCCACUGGUGCACAUGCCUAGGAUUCGCACCGGUAGUCUUAGAAAAAUCGUUAGAACGGGCUGUGGUCACUUUCCUCCUGAAUGAAAUCCACGACACACUGAGGAAAGCUAAAGGUACCAGACCCUGUGCCAAAUUUACGUUAGAUAGGGUGCUGAAAAUCAGUCUGUCCCAGAAACUUCCUUACCAGAAUGACAGCCACUUGCUAGUGCAGAUACAAACCAAGCCAAAAGCUGUUUUUGAGACUACUUUAAGUUUCACCGGUGAUAUUCACGGCCAAAAUUUUACUCUGUCCGGUAGUAUUAGUAGACUAGAUAGCUAUAACGAUCAUAGUAAAUGUGUUUCAGAUGCCAAUUUGAGGAAGUAUUGUUAUUGCCAUUGAAGUGGUAUUGAAAGUGCCUUGUUUAAGAUAAUAUAAGACUUGUUUAUCGCGCAUUGUAUGUGAUAGAUGUAUUUAAGUACAAAGGGUAUGAUACGGUAAUGCAGAGUUUAAAUAGGGUGCUCUGUUUUUUUUCAAAUCGAUUUCUGCUUAUACUCUCCUUACAGUGGCAAACUUCUCUAAUGGAUCACUAAUUCAUCACUGCCUACAUGAAAAGGACUACAUUGGAAACCAAGAAACCAUAUUCUUAGCGUGACUGCAUAACAGGUUUUAAAAGUAGCAUGCUGUUCUUCCAAAGCACACAUUGAUAUUAUGAGGAGAACACAACUAUGGGUCUUUCCAUCGUUUUUGGCGGUUACGUAUCAAUGCCUUACGAAAUGAGUAAAGGUGCAUUACAUGUCUAGUGGAUGUAUGAGUGAUAUAGAGAUAUGAAAGUGUCAUUUCAAAAUAGGUGAUGAGCACCUGGAACUCUAUCAAUUGAAAACGAAAAUUCUAGAUUUUAUAAGAAAAAAAAAGUCAAAUCAUGCCACUUGUCACAAAAAUCUUAUUGGGAAACUCUGGAAAAGGCCGAAAGCACUGAUAUUGGAAGGGUACAACCAGAAGUGAUUUUCUUCUAGCUGAAUUCAUAAAGCUCGUUUCGAAUCGGUUUAGUUUGUGAGACAGUACGAACUAGAUCAAUUUCACCAAUAAAAACAAAUGCUACCAUUCGUACCAGAGUUUAAUCUGGCCGUAACGAUAGUUAGGCAUUUUGUAAAAACGUAAGGAUGCGAUGAAGAGAUGUUGAUCCUUAUCGCAAUGUUUCAUGAACCUCGAGGAUUAUUCAUUGUCCUGAAUCCUUGGCCGUAAGGCUGUUUCACUUCGGUAGAACAUGACAUACUCAAACACUUUCUGUUUUUCAUUUCUGAGAAAGUUCUUCAAGAAUUAGAGUUUAUUCAGGUAUAUGAAAAUAGAAACACUUACUAUAAAGUACUGCAGCGAAAAGAAUUUAUUUAAUGUGUCAAAAUAUAUCAGAGCACCCACAGAAAAUUGGAGACUGAGUUUGAGGUAUCGAAUCAAUAUAAUAUUCUCACUAGUUAAUCAACGUAUGUAUGGGAAAGUGUGUAACGCUAGUAUUUAUUGACUUAUUUAUCAAUAGUGAUCCAUUGUUGCAUUUGUUAAUUGCCUAUAUGUUUGAUCGUAUCGUAGUAUUAUAUUUCAUAUUUUUUAUAUACUUAUAUACCCUCGAUCUCAUUUCCUAUUAGGUUAUGAUUUAGAUUUUGAUGCACAUGUAUAUGUAUAUAUCCAACCGUUGUUAUUCUAGUCACUUCGUAUAAAAUAAAAUUGCCUCGAAGUAAAA
Acanthoscelides obtectus is the source of this 3406-nucleotide messenger RNA. The record is from the annotation of a GenBank genome assembly. Lineage: Eukaryota; Metazoa; Arthropoda; Insecta; Coleoptera; Chrysomelidae.